CCUUUGUGUUUGGCCAGUACAGAAGAACGUGGUUUUAUAUCACAACAGUUGAAGUUCCAGAUUCUUCAGUUUUGAAAAAGAGCGUACUUGAAGCAUGGGAGCCCGGUUAAAAUGAUGGAGAGUUAUAUUGCAAUUCUCACAAAGGGGAUAUGUCAGAGUGAAGAAAAUGGCUCCUUCCUUAGCAAGGAUUUUGAUGCUCGAAAGGCAUACCUUGCAGGCUCCAUCAAAGACAUUGUAUCUCAAUUUGGAAUGGAAACUGUUAUAUUACACAUGGCACUGAUGCUGAAAAAACGAGUUGUCGUCUAUCACCCCAAAAUAGAAGCUGUCCAGGCUUUUACCAGGACCCUGCCUGCCCUGGUAUGGCAUCGACAGGACUGGACCAUCCUGCAUUCUUACGUGCAUCUCCAUGCUGAUGAGCUGGAAGCCCUGCAGAUGUGCACAGGCUAUGUCGCUGGGUUUGUAGACCUGGAGGUGAGCAAUCGACUGGAUCUUUAUGAUGUGUUUGUGAACCUGGCAGAGAGCGAGAUCACCAUUGCUCCACUUGUGAAAGAGUCCAUGACGAUGGGCAAACUCCACAAAGAAAUUGGUCAGCUCAUUGUCCAGUCGGCGGAAGACCCCGAUAAGUCAGACAGCCAGGUUAUACAGGAUAUUGCUCUCAAAACAAAAGAAAUCUUCACCAACCUAGCACCAUUUUCGGAAGUUGUGGAUGAUGGAGGAAAGCGAGUCCUCAAUUUGGAGGCAUUAAAGCAAAAACGAUUUCCACCAGCAACGGAAAACUUCCUUUACCAUCUAGCUGCAGCCGAACAAAUGCUGAAAAUCUGACUGAGACAGAAAGUCUCACUGAUGACGGUUAAAAAGUUCUCCUCAUUCUGAAUAUCCAUAACUAUGUAAAAUAACAGAGGAAAUGUUAUAUUUUUUAAUGAUUUAUUGAAAGCAUUGAGAUAUGACCUGAAAAA
Fukomys damarensis (Damara mole-rat) is the source of this 956-nucleotide messenger RNA. It is a transcript of the gene Dennd10, whose product is annotated as DENN domain containing 10. Gene Ontology annotation, cellular component: late endosome. Lineage: Eukaryota; Metazoa; Chordata; Mammalia; Rodentia; Bathyergidae. The record is from RefSeq and is a predicted model, not a curated record. Gene Ontology annotation, biological process: regulation of early endosome to late endosome transport; protein transport. Gene Ontology annotation, molecular function: guanyl-nucleotide exchange factor activity; small GTPase binding. The transcript has 7 exons. Bases 112 to 822 code for a protein of 236 amino acids.